AUGCUCUUCCAGCCUUCUCAAGUCUUUGUUCUUGCCCUCGGGCUUUUGUCUGCCACCGCUAUCGCCGCGCCUACGGAGAUGGUGGAGCCCCGUGCUGAGGUCCUCGACAUCGGUGCUUGCUACAGCUCCAAGUUCACCUGCGCCUUCCAGGGAUGUCUUGCCGGAUACACUUGCUCUCAGCACACCGGUGGCACUGACUACUGCUGCAAAUACGCUCACUGA
Colletotrichum phormii is the source of this 222-nucleotide messenger RNA. RefSeq lists its product as uncharacterized. The transcript is spliced from 2 exons. Lineage: Eukaryota; Fungi; Ascomycota; Sordariomycetes; Glomerellales; Glomerellaceae. Bases 1 to 222 code for a protein of 73 amino acids. The record is from RefSeq and is a predicted model, not a curated record.